Molecule: messenger RNA, 1716 nt
Organism: Charadrius vociferus (killdeer)
Lineage: Eukaryota; Metazoa; Chordata; Aves; Charadriiformes; Charadriidae
Product: zinc finger protein 883-like
Exons: 4
Coding region: 1-1716 (571 amino acids)
Biological process (GO): regulation of transcription by RNA polymerase II
Cellular component (GO): nucleus
Molecular function (GO): DNA-binding transcription factor activity, RNA polymerase II-specific; RNA polymerase II transcription regulatory region sequence-specific DNA binding
Source: RefSeq, a predicted model, not a curated record
AUGGGGAGCAGCAAGAUGUCCAGAUGGAAUUAUGAGGAAUAUCAGAUGCCUUGGGGACGCGAUUCCCUGCCCUUCCCGAUUGAACAUAAAGGGAAUCUGGCAACUUUUAGGUACCUAAUAGGUGCGGCCGUCCAGACUGGACAGGAGCAGCCUGGUGUCCCCGGAGCAGCACCUUCAGCCGGCCUUGGCCUUGCUCCGUGGGGGCCCUCUCACUGCACACACAUGCUCCAGGGGCUGCCAUGGAAGGGCAGCUGGGUCCUCCAGCCUGCGAGCCCCCCUUUUCACAAAGACUCUCCCCGCUUUCUGAAGGAGAUGGGCCUGAAGGCACCGGAGGAGCUGUGGCCGUGCCGACGGAAGCACCGGCUGUGCCUGAAGCCUGAGACAAGCCAGGUCCCUGCAUCCCUGGGGCAGGGGGAGAGCGCUGAAGAGCCGGGACCCUCCCGGGGGAAGAGGCUGCGAUUGAUCUGGAGCCGGACCAGUGACUUCAGACAGAGGGAGAUGGAGAACGGGCUGGAGGAGGUUCCGCGGAGCAACGAGGAAGAGGAGGAGGAGAGGCAGUCUCGGUCCUGCUCCCCUGAGCUGCCUCUUUCCGACGAUGCCCGUCCCAAGCCGGACUUUGUACAGCUGAUUGACGAGCGUGGUAUCUACUCCACCGCCAAGCUGGUACUGGGGAGUGCAGUGGGUGAGCUGGAGGAGGCAGCAGUGGGGCUGCCGGCCCACCCAAAGCGGGGAGCGAGCGGUGUCGGUGAGCUGGAGAUCCGUGAGGUGAUAGUGGAUGAGAAGCCCUUCCAGUGCGGCGUCUGUGAGAAGGCCUUCAAGCGGGCCUGGGAGCUCUUCAGCCACGAGGUGGUCCACAACGAGGAGCGUCCCUUCCGCUGUGACCUCUGCCAGGCCUCCUUCAAGCGCCACUCGGACUUCAAAAGCCACCGGCUGGUCCACACGGAGGAACGACCAUUCCGCUGCGAGCUCUGCGGCAAGCGCUUCAAGCGCUCCUCCAACCUUCAAGAGCACCGGCGCAUCCACAGCGGCGAGCGUCCCUUCCGCUGCCCCCGCUGUGCCAAGAGCUUCAAGACCCCCUACGAGCUGCAGCGCCACGCGCUCACCCACUGCGCUGAGAAGCCCUUCAAGUGCGCCGACUGCGGGAAGGACUUCCCCACCUCCAACGCCCUCCUCCUCCACCAGCGCCAGCACUGCGACGACAAACCCCACGUCUGCGGGGUCUGCGGGAAGAAGUUCACCUACGGGCACAGCCUCAAGGUGCACGAGCGGGUGCACACGGGCGACCGCCCCUUCAUCUGCCCGCUCUGCGGCAAGGGCUUCAAGCAGUCCAAUGCCCUCUCCUCCCAUGAGCGGGUACACACUGGUGAGCGCCCCUUUGUCUGCAAAACCUGCGGGAAGGCCUUCAAGCAGUCGUCCUACCUGGUGAUCCAUGAGCGGGCGCACACAGGAGAACGCCCUUACAAGUGCGAGGUGUGCGGGAAGGCCUUCGCCCGGCCCUCCUUGCUCCUCCAGCACCACCGCGUGCACAGCCAGGAGCGGCCCUACAAGUGCAGCUUCUGUCACAAGUUCUUCAAGGACCUGGCCUACCUGGCCGUGCACGAGAAGGUGCACACGGGCGAGACCCCCUACAAGUGCAGUGUCUGCGACAAGGGCUUUGCUCAUCCCUCCAACCUGCUGCAACACCAGCGUGUCGAGGGCUGGCCCCGGCUGUGUUAG